This is a messenger RNA of Aspergillus oryzae RIB40, 1482 nucleotides long. RefSeq lists its product as uncharacterized. The record is from RefSeq and is a predicted model, not a curated record. The transcript has 5 exons. Gene Ontology annotation, cellular component: membrane. Gene Ontology annotation, biological process: transmembrane transport. The coding region runs from base 1 to 1482 and encodes 493 amino acids. Gene Ontology annotation, molecular function: transmembrane transporter activity. Lineage: Eukaryota; Fungi; Ascomycota; Eurotiomycetes; Eurotiales; Aspergillaceae.
AUGAAUGAAGAAGAUCCUCAAUUUCCGUCCCGACUCUCCAAAGACAUCCAAACAUGGCACGAAGAGUCAAUCAGUCCCCAAUACCUUACCCAUGAGGAACGAAUCAUUGAGAAGCGUCUGGUUUGUCGAAUGGAUCUUCAUAUCUUGCCACUGGUGAUACUGGUCUAUCUGAUGAACUAUAUGGAUAGAAACAACUAUGUCUCAGCAAGGCUUCAAGGCCUCGAGACCGACCUCAGUCUUAGAGGGGACCAGUACGAAAUUGGUCUUUCAGUUAUGUAUAUCAGCUACAUUCUUGCUCAAGUUUCCUCGAACCUCUUGUUGAACUAUUUCGGCCGCCCCUCCCUCUAUCUCGGUUUCUUCGUUCUCAGCUGGGGUCUGGUCGCAACUUUGACUUCCCAAUGCACCAACUUCGGGGUAAUAGUUGCCUGUCGAUUUAUGCUUGGCCUUUGGUACAAAAAGGAUGAACUAAAUCUGCGAAUGGCCAUCUUCUAUUCUGGCUCCUUGAUAUCUGGAGCUUUUGGUAACCAGAUUGCCGCGGGUAUCCUCAAUGGACUAUCGGGAAAGCGAGGGUUAGCCGCGUGGCAAUGGCUCUAUGUAAUUGAGGGCUCUAUCACGAUGUUUUUUGGAAUUAUUGUGUUAUUCUUUUUGCCAGAAUUUCCUCAGACAUGUCGUCUUCUAACCGAAGGGGAAAAGUCAGUGGCCAAUCGACAGAUGGCUCUUGAUGCAGCAGAUGCGGACGUCGGUGAAGCGAGCGCGAUGUCCCAGCUCAAGGGCCUCAAGUUGGCGGUCACCGACAUCAAGACCUGGAUCCUGGCUUUUACCUAUAUGGCCAUUACCGGUGCCGCCGACUUUCAAAGCUUUUUCCCUACAUUGACGGCUACCAUAGGUUACAGUCAUAUUAUCUCUUUGCUACUGGUAGCACCUCCCUAUAUCUUCAUGACCUUCUGGAGCUACGUGCAUGGAGCUUUGCCUGACCGGUUGGAGAGCGAUUCUGGUAGAAUAAGGUUUUUUAUGUACCCGAUCCCCCUCACAAUCGCCGGCUUCAUAAUCUUUGUGGCAGUGGAUGGAUUCGGUCCCAAAUAUUUCUCAUUCUUCCUUGUCAUUUUUGUCUUCGCCAUGAACAGUACACUGUUCACCUGGAUUGCGACCUCAAUCCCUCGACCUCCUGCUAAAAGGGCCCCGGCUAUUGCAAUCAUUAAUGGUUUGGGAAACUCAGCUUCGAUCUGGACACCCUCAACAUAUUCUUCCAGCGAAGCACCGUAUUACCGGACGGCAUUUGGCAUAAGACAAGCAUUGUGGCUGCGGUUUCUUUUGGUCCGCGAGAACAAGUUGUUGGCAAGAUUUAAAAAUGGGAAUGCAGUAUUGCCUGAGCCUGAACUGGACAAACUGCGCCAACUAGCCAUUGUUGAAGGCGUUGAUAUUGACACUGCAAGACAGCUCCGAAGGGGAUUCCGAUAUGCGAUUUACAAAUUUUCUUGGUAG